AUGGAGUUCCAAGGAUUGUUAGACACAGGGGCUGAUAAGAGCAUCAUUGCCUCCAUAGAUUGGCCAAAGGGUUGGCUGCUUAUCAAGGCCAAUCAAACACUCCGAGGACUGGGCAUAGCCUCCAGUCCCAAUCAGAGCGCAGCGUCCCUACAGUGGAAGGACAGGGAAGGUCAUUCAGGAGUUUUCCAGUCAUAUAUUUGUGAGGUGCCCAUUUCUUUAUGGGGCCAAGAUGUUCUACAACAGAUGAAGGUCAAGUUAACUACUGAUGAGAUAUAUCAGGGGUCCCUCGUUAAAGGAAUGAUGAAAAAGAUGGGAUACCUAGAUGGGUGUGGACUGGGGGCCAUUGUGGAUCAUACAAUUCCUAUAUCUUGGAAAGAUGAUGUACCUCGCUGGAUUCCACAGUGGCCCUUAACAAAAGAAAAAUUGGAGGCUGUUCAUAUCCUAGUAAAGGAGCAAGUUAAUGCAGGACACCUGCAAUGUUCCACCUCUCCUUGGAACACGCCCAUAUUUGUCAUUAAGAAAAAAUAUGGAAAGUGGAGACUGUUGCAGGAUCUAAGAGCUGUUAAUCGUCAGAUGUUCACAAUGGGCCCUAUUCAGUGCAGCCUGCCUUUAGUGUCAGCCCUACCCAGCGGUUGGCCUACUGUCAUUGUGGAUGUAAAGGAUUGUUUUUUCUCCAUACCAUUACAUAAGGGGGAUUGCUGUAGGUUUGCCUUCACACUACCAGCUAUCAAUCACUCUCAAACUGAUCAAAGAUUUGAAUGGACAGUACUGCCACAAGGCAUGACAAAUAGCCCAACAUUAUGUCAAAUGUAUGUGGACAAAGCCUUGUCCACUACUAAAAAAUAUCCAAAUUUAAAAAUCUACCACUAUAUGGAUGAUAUUCUUUUAUGCCAUUCUAAUAAAAACAUGUUGGAUGAGGCCUUGACCUUCAUGGUCAAGGCCCUACAACUCUGGGGACUAAAUAUAGCCCCUGACAAAAUGCAGACAGGGUAUGUACAGGAAUACCUGGGCACACGGCUGGCUGCUACCACAGUUCAACCUUUAAAAAUCUCCCUUCGGGUAGAUCAUCUACAGACCUUGAAAUUUCAAAAAUUACUGGGAGACAUAAAUUGGAUCAGACCCUAUCUAAAAUUCUCCACUGGAGAACUAAAACCUUUGUUUGAUAUCCUCAAAGGAGACCCAGAUUUAAACUCUAAAAGUAGUCUGACUCCCGAAGCCCGACGUGCCAUUGCUCUUAUACAACAGCACUUACAAUCGUGUCAGACAGAUCAUUGUGAUCCUUCCCAGCCGUUACAACUUAUCAUUCUCCUGGAAGGCCACAGUCCUUCUGGGGUCAUUUGGCAGGGGGCCCCAUUACAGAGCAUCCAUUUAGCUAGUUCUCCGUCAGAAAUGCUACAACCCUAUCCGGCUGCGGUGUCUCAAUUUAUUCUAAAGGGCAUAGAGACCUGUAUUGUCACUUUUGGCGUUCAUCCCGAUGUGAUUAUCACCCCUUAUACCAGCGAGCAAUUAUGCUGGCUUGUCAAUAAUGAUUCCUUUUGGGCCAUUGACCAGACUGGCCUGGUGUGGGUACCCGAACGUCUGAUCCGUACUGCUGCAGCACCUGCAGGAACACAGAAAUAUGACUCCACUCCUCGUUCUCCUGACACUCCUGCCCUGGACGACAACUCUGCCCCUCCUGUGGACGCCGACUGA
Messenger RNA from Condylura cristata (star-nosed mole), 1692 nucleotides. RefSeq names its product endogenous retrovirus group K member 11 Pol protein-like. Gene Ontology annotation, molecular function: RNA-directed DNA polymerase activity; aspartic-type endopeptidase activity; RNA stem-loop binding. The record is from RefSeq and is a predicted model, not a curated record. Lineage: Eukaryota; Metazoa; Chordata; Mammalia; Eulipotyphla; Talpidae. Gene Ontology annotation, biological process: proteolysis; RNA-templated DNA biosynthetic process.